AUGUCUAAAUUAGUUCAACAAGUUAAAUUCGAUAACACUGGUAUCAAAAUUUCUCCCAUUAUUGUUGGUUGCAUGUCCUAUGGGUCAAAACAAUGGGCAGAAUGGGUUCAAGAUGAUAAGGAAAAGGUUUUUGAAAUCUUAAAACAUUGUUACGAUCGUGGUUUACGUACUUUUGAUACAGCUGAUGUUUAUUCAAAUGGUAUCAGUGAAAGAUUACUUGGUGAAUUUUUGAAGAAAUUCAAUAUUAAGAGAGAAACUGUCGUCAUUUUGACCAAGACAUUCUUCCCAGUGGAUGAAUCUCUAUCCCUUGCUUUGGGUGAAAUGUCCUUUUCAGAAUCUGAUACUUUGGAUCUCACAAAUCAGCGAGGUUUAUCACGUAAACAUAUUUUACAGUCAGUUAAAAAUUCUGUUGAAAGAUUGGGUACCUACAUUGAUGUUCUACAGAUUCAUAGAUUUGAUCCAACUACACCAAUCAAGGAAACUAUGAAGGCAUUAAACGAUGUUGUGGAGAGUGGAGAUGUGAGAUAUAUUGGUGCAUCCUCAAUGUUGCCAACCCAAUUUGUUGAAAUGCAAUCUGUCGCUGAUAAACAUGACUGGUUCCAAUUCGUUAAUGUGCAAUCUUGUUACAACUUAUUAUACAGAGAAGAUGAACGUGAUUUGAUGCAAUACUGUGAAAAGCACAAUAUUGCUUUAACACCUUGGUCCCCAAAUCAUCAAGGUCUGUUGACCAGACCAAUUGGUGUAGAAUCUGAGAGAUCUACCACGGAUAAGAUUAUUAAUGGAUGGAAUAUGAAAGACUUGAAACCCUCUGAAAUUGAAAUUAUCAAUCGUGUCGAAGAAUUGUCAAAGAAGAAGAACGUUUCAAUGGCAGUCAUCUCCACCGCAUGGGUGUUGUCUAAAGGUUGUGCACCAAUUGUUGGUAUGAGUUCAAUUUCAAGAGUUGAUGAAGUUAUUACAGCUUUGGAUGUUAAAUUCACAGAAGAAGAAACUAAGCAAUUAGAAGAACCAUACAAACCAAGAAACUUUUUAUUUUAA
Messenger RNA from Naumovozyma castellii, 1035 nucleotides. Its product is annotated as aldo/keto reductase. Bases 1 to 1035 code for a protein of 344 amino acids. The transcript has a single exon. NCBI's taxonomy places the organism in Eukaryota, Fungi, Ascomycota, Saccharomycetes, Saccharomycetales, Saccharomycetaceae. The record is from RefSeq and is a predicted model, not a curated record.